Messenger RNA from Drosophila ficusphila, 9590 nucleotides. RefSeq names its product homeobox protein prospero (gene pros). Gene Ontology annotation, biological process: regulation of transcription by RNA polymerase II. The record is from RefSeq and is a predicted model, not a curated record. Gene Ontology annotation, cellular component: nucleus. Bases 1802 to 7663 code for a protein of 1953 amino acids. Gene Ontology annotation, molecular function: RNA polymerase II cis-regulatory region sequence-specific DNA binding; DNA-binding transcription factor activity, RNA polymerase II-specific. Lineage: Eukaryota; Metazoa; Arthropoda; Insecta; Diptera; Drosophilidae. The transcript has 7 exons.
AAAAAAACAAAAAAACAAAAGCGGAACAACAAAAAAUCAGCAACUAAAACUCGAACAAAAUCAUAAGAAAAUUCUUAUCCAGAUAACAAAACAGUUGAUAGAUCGUGUGUCCAAACAUCGAAUCAAAAAAAAAAGGAACUCAUUCAGACCAAAAAAGAAUCGAAACACAUUUACCGGCUUCCAAAGAACGAUUCUCAAGUGUUAUUUCGCCGUAUCUCUCCAAAAGUCUCGACUAAACUCUCAACCGGCAGGAACUCUCGACGAUUCUCAGUUUGUUAUUUGUUUGAACUUGUUUGCCCUCCCACAACACAAUAACUCAUCAGUCCAUUUUAGUUGUUAAAGAAAAUACUCGACAAAAGUAACGAACUACUUAUAUUUGAGAAACAAAAAAAACAUUACGAAAAAGUCGCGAACAAAUUGAUACCAAAAAAAUAAGAGAAGACACGAAAUGAACAAAGACACAAGUUACAAAAUUCAAAUGUAAAAUCAAAAGUACAAAGCAAAAAGAUUGUUGGCAACAUUUUUAUAAGUAUAUAUACGUAUUAUUAUGAUUUGUAUAUAUUUUUUAUACGAACUCAAAACUACAGAGUCCAGAACUCGAUUUUGAUACGCAGAAUUGCUCAUGUGAUGCUCCGAAUCCUCCGACGGGUUACACCAUAUCGAGAAGUUAUCCAAUGAGAAAGCCGCUUAAAUUUUGGAGGAUCUAUGAUGGACGACAGAGAAAAAUAACGCUUUGUUUGUGAAAGAUUUUUUGAGCGCAAGCAAGGAUUAUUAAAAACGAAAACCAAGCCAAACCAACUAAAACCCAAAACGACAAAAAAUCGACAAAAAACGAAUUGAAAACCAAAGAAGUAAUAACAUCUCAAAAUCCAUUCGCAAGUUUUCGGGCAAAGGCAUCGAAAACACACAUUUUUGAGUAUCGAAUCAAAGCGAAACUAAACCAACAAAAAACUGGCAAGGAGCAGAAAGGACAUUGAGAACGAGUACGGGAGUGAAACGAAGGGAAAUACAAAUCAAAUCUAAAUAAAAUUAAAUGCAAAGGACAUUCGCAUGUGUGUGGUGGUGGAACGAAAAUUCAAAACAAAAUUCACAAUUAGAAAACGCAGGAAAAAACGUAGAAAACGCAGACACAAAAUCAAGAGUGCCAGCAGCAGAAAAAGCAAAAGCAGCAAAAGCAAAAGCAGCAAAAGCAAAAGCAGCAGCAACCAACUGUCAACAGCGGGAAGAAUUUUGAACUGGAACAUUUCGACCAAGAAAAAAAGGUUGGGCGACAGCAAAAUUUCAACGUUUUGGCGCACUACAACACAGCGGCAGCAGCAACGCAACAGCAGCAACAGCAACAGCAACAGCAGCAACGCAACAGCAACAGCAGCAAGGACAUCGCGGCCAGGCAGCCAGGAUUGCAGGAGCGAGCGGUUUUGAAAGCGCAGCACACAUCGAUAGCAUCCCUUCCCACUUCUACUUCUCCCCCACCCCCCUCUCGAAAUCUUCCUCUUGUUCUUCUAGGACUUGCAAAAACAACAAACAAGGAUAGACUUUGGCUUAGAGGAAAAGCCGCAGCCAGGACUUAAACUUGAAAUCACGCAUACGCCGCGGCGAAAACGCGUUGCUCUCCUCUCGCUCUUUGCCGCAACGAAGCAGGGGAAAGGCCAGCCAAUCCGAAGAAGCGGAGAGGGUGAAAGCGGGUCGCUGAGGGGAAAGCAGAGCGGGCCGAGGAAAGCAGCGAAAGCAGGGAAAGCCGAGAAAACAGGCAAAGCAGCUGAGGCGAGAGAGAGCUGCUGCUGCUGGUGGGCAUCAUCUUAUGAUGUCAUCGGAGGAGUACGAGGCGGACUGUUUUGGUUUGUACAGCGAUGAGAACAACGUGCUGCUGAAGGCAACCGAGCCGGAGACAACUUCCACCAAGCAGCAACAUCACUCGCAGCAACAGCAACAACAGCAACAUCACCAACAGCAACAGCAGCAACCACCGCCGAGCAGCAACGGCCACACGUCACCAAUACCUUUGCAAAUCAACGGCGACGGCAGCGCGGCGAAUUGCGGCGAGAGUGCCAAGACUAAUACCAAUACAAGCGGCAACAGCAACAGCAGCAACACCAAUACAGACGCAGACAAGGAGCAAGAGAGAGAGAAGGCGAAGGAGAAGGCGAACGACGACGAGCCCGAUUCCGACGACUCCGACGACGACGUCGUGGUUGUGCUCGAAGGCUGCGAAGGCAACGCCAGCAGCAGCAGCAGCAACAACACAAGCAGUGGCAGCAGCAACAAGGCAGCGGCAACAGCAGCAGCAACAACAACAACAACAGCAGCGACAACGACGACGGCGUCGACGAACCAUUGUAAUCGCAGUGGCGGCAGUCGCAGUCAUCGCAGCGCCCGCAGUAGUCGGCAAAUCAGUCAGUCAACGGCCGUCGGCAAAGCAACAACGUGCGCGGCUAAAAAGCCAACAGCAACACAAGCGCCCACGCCAAUAGCCAAGAACUCGAACGUAAACGUAAAUUCGAGCCUUAACUCGAAUUCAAAUUCAAAUUCAAACUCGAACGUGAACGUAAAUUCAAACGGUAGCGGAAACGGAAACGCGAACAGUAAAGUGAAUCGUCGUUCGCGUCAGAGAUCCUUAAGCAAAGACAUUAAUCAACAGCAACCGAGUAAUAAUUGCAACAGCAACAUCAAUAGCAACAGCAACAGCAAUAGCAAUAGCAGCAACUGCAACAGCAACAGCAACGGCGGAGCAACGGCAACCGCUGCUGGCUUCAUGAGUAGCGCUGCUGCGGCUGCUGCGGGUGCCGCUGGUGGAGGAGCCCUGUUUCAAAUCCAACCACAAUCGGUCAGCACGGCCAGUAGCAAUAGCAAUAAUAAUAAUAACAAUACCGUUAAUACGGUUAAUACAAGUGUCAACGCUGCCGCAGCGGCAGCUGCAGUUGUUGCUGCUGCCACACACUCGCCGACGAGCAACUCACCGGUCUCGGGCGCCAGUUCGGCAUCGUCCUUGCUGACGGCCGCAUUUGGCAACCUGUUCGGUGGCUCCUCGGCCAAGAUGCUGAACGAGCUGUUCGGCCGGCAAAUGAAGCAGGCCCAGGACGCAACGAGUGGCCUGCCCCAGAGUCUGGACAACGCGAUGCUAGCCGCCGCCAUGGAGACGGCCACCAGUGCCGAACUGCUCAUCGGCAGUCUCAAUUCCACGUCCAAGUUGCUGCAACAGCAACAGCAACAGCAGCAACAGCAGCAGCAACUGAACAACAAUAGCAUUGCGCCCGCCAACAAUACGCCCACGUUGAGCAACGGCACCAAUGCCUCGAUCUCGCCGGGAUCGGCCCACAGUUCCAGUCACUCGCACCAGGGAGUCUCGCCCAAGGGAAGUCGUCGGGUCUCCGCCUGCAGUGAUCGCUCCUUGGAGGCGGCGGCCGCCGAUGUUGCCGGUGGCUCACCGCCGCGAGCAGCUUCGGUGAGUUCGCUGAACGGCGGAGCCAGCAGUGGCGAGCAGCACCAGUCGCAGUUGCAACACGACCUGGUCGCCCAUCACAUGCUGCGGAAUAUCCUGCAGGGGAAAAAGGAGUUGAUGCAAUUGGAUCAGGAGCUGCGCACUGCCAUGCAGCAGCAGCAACAGCAGCAACAGCAGAUGCAGGAGAAGGAGCAACUCCACUCCAAGCUCAACAACAAUAACAACAACAAUAUUGCUGCCACCGCCAACAACAACAACAACAACAUGGAGAGCAUCAACCUGAUCGACGACUCCGAGAUGGCGGACAUCAAGAUCAAGAGCGAGCCCCAAACAGCUCCUCCGCCGCAGCAGUCGCCGCACGGGAGCAGCCACAGCAGCCGGAGUGGGAGUGGAACUGGAAGCCACAGCAGCCUGGCCAGCGAUGGCAGUCUGCGGCGCAAGUCCUCCGACUCGCUGGACAGCCAGGGUGGCAACGAUGAGCAGCAGGACGAGGACGACUCGGCUGUCAAUCGCCAGAGAUCCGAAAGAUCCGAGAGUCGCGCUCCCGAGGGGCCGCAGUUGCCCACCAAAAAGGAGUCGGUGGACGAUAUGUUGGACGAGGUGGAGCUGAUGGGCCUGCACUCGCGUGGCUCCGACCUGGAGAGCCUCGCCUCGCCCAGCCACUCGGACAUGAUGCUGCUGGACAACAGCAAGGACGACGUCCUCGACGAAGACGACGACGAGGAUUGCGUGGAGCAGAAACGCGAUUCGGGCAGUGGUUGUCUGAAGAAGCCCGGCAUGGAGUUGAAGCGCGCCCGCGUGGAGAACAUUGUCUCGGGGAUGCGAUGCAGUCCCUCCUCGGGACUGGUGCAGGCCGGUCAGCUGCAGGUGAACGGCUGCAAGAAGCGGAAGCUCUACCAGCCGCAGCAGCACGCCAUGGAGCGCUAUGUGGCCGCCGCAGCGGGACUGAACUUCGGCCUGAACCUGCAGAGCAUGAUGCUCGACCAGGACGACAGCGAGUCGAACGAGCUGGAGUCGCCGCAGAUCCAGCAGAAGCGGGUGGAGAAGAACGCCCUCAAGUCGCAGCUGCGCUCGAUGCAGGAGCAGCUGGCGGAGAUGCAGCAGAAGUACGUGCAGCUGUGCUCGCGCAUGGAACAGGAGUCCGAGUGCCAGGAGCUCGACCAGGAUCAGGAUCAGGAUGCCGAGCAGGAGCAGGAGCAGGAGCCCGACAACGGCAGCAGUGACCACAUCGAGCUCUCACCUUCGCCCACCUUAACUGGAGACGGUGAUGUCAGUCCUGCCCACAAGGAGGAAGUGGGAGUGGAGCGACCAGGAUCGAGUUCCCCUUCGCCUUCACCCUUGAAAGCCAAGGCAACGCUGGGCGAGGGUAACGAGUCCGGGGCCAACAUGCUGUCCCAGAUGAUGAGCAAGAUGAUGUCCGGCAAGCUGCACAAUCCCCUCGUAGGAGUGGGUCAUCCCGCCCUGCCACAGGGAUUCCCACCGCUGCUGCAGCACAUGGGCGACAUGUCGCACGCGGCCGCCAUGUACCAGCAGUUCUUCUUCGAGCAGGAGGCCCGCAUGGCCAAGGAGGCCGCCGAGCAGCAGCAACAGCAGCAGCAGCAGCAGCAGCAACAGCAGCAGCAGCAGCAACAGCAGCAGCAACAGCAGCAGGAGCAGCAACGCCGCUUCGAGCAGGAGCAACAGGAGCAGCAGCGGCGCAAGGAGGAGCAACAGCAGCAGAUCCAGCGCCAGCAGCAGCACCUGCAGCAGCUGCAGCAGCAGCAGAUGGAGCAGCAACACGUUGCUGCCGUUCCGUCGCGGCCGCAGUUGCACCACCCGGCGCCCGCUCGAUUGCCCACCCGAAUGGGCGGUGCUGCCGGGCACACGGCUCUGAAGUCCGAGCUCUCGGAGAAGUUCCAGAUGCUGCGCGCCAACAACAACAGCUCGAUGAUGCGCAUGUCCGGCACGGACCUCGAAGGACUCGCCGACGUCCUGAAAUCGGAGAUCACCACCUCGCUGUCCGCCCUGGUGGACACCAUUGUGACCCGCUUCGUCCACCAGCGGCGGCUCUUUAGCAAGCAGGCGGACUCGGUGACCGCAGCGGCGGAGCAGCUGAACAAGGACCUCCUGCUGGCAUCGCAGAUCCUCGACCGGAAGUCGCCGCGCACCAAGGUGGCGGACAGGCCGCAAAACGGACAAACGCCCGCAACACAAUCAGGUAAUAAUGGUUCACUACUCCUAGCUAAUAGUCAAAUGCCCUCCCAAACGAACGCGAGCGGUUCGAGUGCGCAGCAGCAACAGCAGCAGCAGAAUGCACAGCAGCAGCAGCAGCAACACAGCUCGCAGCAACAACAGUCGCAGCAACAGCAGCCACCGCAAAAUGUGUCGCAGCAACACAUACAACAGCAACAGCAGCAACAGCAAUCGCAUCCUCUGCUGCCGCCCAACUGCCAGCAGCUGAUCUCCGCUCCCCGCCUUAAUGGCAGCCAGCUGUCCUUCGCCUCGCCCGCCGCUGCUGCAGCCGCUGCAAUGGGACUGCAGAUGCAUCAUGCCGCCGCAGCAGCAGCAAUGUCCGCCCAGCAGCAGCAGCAGCAGCAACAGUCGGGGGAUCCCAACGGGAGCACUAACCCAAACGGCGGCUCGGCGAACCCCACUAACAGUAGCUUAAGUACCCUUAAUAUACCGCCUCCUCACAUUCGUCCUUCGCCCACAGCGGCUGCCAUGUUCCAGGCGCCAAAGACGCCGCAGGGCAUGAAUCCGGUGGCCGCCGCCGCGCUCUACAACUCGAUGACCGGACCCUUCUGCCUGCCGCCCACCGACCAGCAGCAGCAGCAGCAGACCGCCCAGCAGCAACAGUCCGCCCAGCAUCCGCAGCACCAGCAGCACCAGCACCAGCAGCAGCAGCAGCAACAGCAGCAGCAGCAGAACUCGCAGCAGACGCAGCAGCAGCUGGAGCAGAACGAGGCGCUCAGCUUGGUGGUGACCCCGAAGAAGAAGCGCCAUAAGGUGACCGAUACGCGCAUCACGCCGCGCACAGUCAGCCGCAUUCUGGCCCAGGACGGUGUGGUCCCACCCAGCGGCGGAGCAGCCACUGCCCCCCAGCAGCAGCAGCAGCAGCAGCAACAGCAGCAACAGCAACAGCAGUCGCAGCAGCAGCAGCAACAGGCGACGAGCCUCGUGGGCGGCAGCAGCAAUGCCACGCCCGCCCAAAGUCCGACGAGGAGCGCAGGGGGUGGGGGAGCGUACCACCCGCAACCGCCGCCACCACCACCACCCAUGAUGCCGGUGUCCUUGCCCACCUCGGUGGCCAUUCCGAAUCCCUCGCUGCACGAGUCGAAGGUCUUCUCGCCGUACUCGCCGUUCUUCAAUCCGCACGCCGCGGCCGGCCAGCCAACGGCCGCCCAGCUGCACCAGCACCACCAGCAGCACCACCCGCACCACCAGUCCAUGCAGCUCUCCUCGAGUCCGCCGGGCAGCCUGGGCGCUCUGAUGGAUUCGCGCGACUCGCCGCCGCUGCCCCACCCGCCGUCGAUGCUGCAUCCCGCCCUCUUGGCGGCCGCCCACCACGGCGGCUCGCCGGACUACAAGACCUGCCUGCGGGCCGUCAUGGACGCCCAGGAUCGCCAGUCCGAGUGCAACUCGGCCGACAUGCAGUUCGAUGGCAUGGCGCCUACUAUAUCCUUUUACAAGCAAAUGCAACUGAACACACCCGAACACCAGGAGUCGCUGAUGGCCAAACAUUGCGAAUCCUUGACUCCUUUGCACUCUUCUACAUUGACACCGAUGCACCUGCGCAAGGCCAAGCUGAUGUUCUUCUGGGUGCGCUAUCCCAGCUCCGCGGUGCUCAAGAUGUACUUCCCGGACAUCAAGUUCAACAAGAACAACACAGCACAAUUGGUUAAAUGGUUCUCAAACUUCCGAGAAUUCUACUACAUACAAAUGGAGAAAUAUGCACGACAAGCUGUCACCGAAGGCAUCAAGACACCCGAUGAUCUGUUGAUUGCUGGAGAUAGUGAAUUGUAUCGCGUGCUCAAUUUGCACUACAAUCGCAAUAACCACAUUGAGGUACCCCAGAAUUUCCGCUUCGUGGUCGAAUCGACACUGCGGGAGUUCUUCCGUGCAAUACAGGGUGGCAAAGACACCGAGCAGUCGUGGAAGAAGUCCAUAUACAAGAUCAUAUCGCGCAUGGACGAUCCCGUGCCCGAGUACUUCAAGUCGCCCAAUUUUUUAGAGCAGCUGGAAUAAGUGGAGGAGUUGGCGCUGCCGCCGCUGCCGUUGCCGUUGCCGCAUCCGCUGGGGAUGCCACCGCCCAUCAGUCCGGCGUCCACCAGCACCUGCACCACCAACACCAACACCAACGCCACCACCACGAACUGCAGCAGCACCACCGCUACCUCCACCAGCAACUCCAGGGCAGGCAGCAGCCAUUCGAAGGCGCGACGCAGGCCAAAGCUAAAAGGCUAAACCUGCGCAGGAAACACGACUGGAUAUGACCAACUCCCCCAGCCAAAAAAACGAACAAUUCAGAACAAUACAAUACAGUACACACUCUGCAAAAUGGAACUUGGACAUGUAGCUGAGUCGAAAACGCGUUUAGAAAACACACUGAGCAAAAUAUUUUUUCAAAAAUUUCCAAAACCACACAAACACACGAACAAAUAUUACACAUGAACCUCAGCAAAAAAAGCAGCGACAAGAGUAUGAAGAGAGUGAACCAGGGAAAUCUUAUUUUCCCAGGUCGAUUGAACAAAACCAAAACAUAAACAUAAACAUAAACAUAGAGCAGCAAGUCUUAAUCUAAUGUGAAAUAGUGCAAAUUGAAAAAAACCUGAGCCACACACCUGAGAACACCCACAACCGAGCAUAUUUUACAGGCAGUGUAAACUGUACUCGCCGUUGGUUUGUUAGUUGAAAUUUUUUUGAAAAUAUUUACAGCAGAUUACGUAUACGUAUGAAUAUUUAACAAAUAGUUGAGCCGUCUAAUGAUCUACCGAAAGUUGACACACAUUCCAUGAAACACUUAAAAAAAAAACAAAACACCAACACGAUAACCACACGCAUUCCACGCACACACACACACAGACCCACAUCGGUACAAAGUGUGUGUUCAUUUGAGAGAGCGAAAGUCGCUUGGUCAAGCAGUAAGUGGAUCUUGCCACACUGCUUGGUCGACCGACUUUCCGGUAAGCAGUUUCCACUGCCCAGUUGUGCACUGCUUUACAAAAGCAUGUGCAGCUUCGUCAGUCGGAAAUCGGGAAUUAAUCUUAAAAUCACCCGAAAGCUAAGGUUGCUAUACCCCCUUAAUCCCCCCUUAAGCGCUAAGCAUAUAUUCGAUGUCUAUUAAGCGAAACUUUAAGCAAAAAAAUCACCAAAAAAAGGUUAAGAAAUUGCAAAAACUAUUUAGAUUUUUAAUGAGAGAGCCAGAGUUAUUUGUACGAGCAGAGGGCGUUAGGGUAGUUAAUAUUAUCAUUUGCUAUAUACGUUAUGCGAACCUUCGACCAAAGUUAAUUGUUAACAUGAAACCCUUGAAUACGGUUUAUUUUUAAUCAAUUCUUUUACUUUAGUGCCCACAUUUGAGCACGCAUCUUAAUUUUAUAGAAUAAUCAACAUACACACCAACACAUCACAAACACACACACACACACACUAGUCUGUUAUUUAUGUAAAUAAUUUAUACGUUUAGUUAAGUUAACGUUUAGUUUAAUUAAUUUACUUUACUUGGCCUUGAGUUGCAACAAAACAAAAUAUACACGAAACACCAAAAAUACAAAUUAAAAAUAUGGUUUCUUUUAUUCUCCUGAUUUGUUGUGAUUAUAUGGAUUAUAUAUGUAAGACUAUAAUAGCCGAUCGCUGGCUGGCUGAGAUCGAUCAUGCACUUCUCAUUCAUCAGCACAGCAGACACAGCAUGGAAAGUGGGCGGGUUUAGAGGGAUAUGUUUGCCUGCUCUCCGUCCGGCGAACUUUGGGCCAGGGGCGGGCAAACCCUGUUGUUCCUGCAGCUGCAAUCAUCUCAUCUCCGAUUGCAACUGCAAUGCGACAACAGCAAACAACAUCAUCAACUGCAUGCAAAACAUUUGAAAACUUUGGCUCAGACUAAAUCAUAUUCCUCGAACGAAACGAACGAAGCGAAAUCCAUCAUUUCGGCCCAACAAUUGCUCCGAGGAGCUCCAUCA